Pelodiscus sinensis (Chinese soft-shelled turtle) is the source of this 2190-nucleotide messenger RNA. It is a transcript of the gene ARL5B, whose product is annotated as ARF like GTPase 5B. The record is from RefSeq and is a predicted model, not a curated record. Gene Ontology annotation, molecular function: GTP binding; GTPase activity. Lineage: Eukaryota; Metazoa; Chordata; Testudines; Trionychidae.
CUUGGCCGGCGCCAGCCGAGGCCACUGUCGCCUCCGUGUCCCUUCGUGCCGUGGGGACGCUCGGAGCGUGACGUCGUCCGGCCGCGCCUAGCCAUGGGCCUGAUACUCGCCAAGCUGUGGAGUUUCUUCUGUGACCUAGAACACAAAGUAAUAAUAGUGGGACUUGACAACGCAGGAAAGACCACCAUUCUUUACCAGUUCUUAAUGAAUGAAGUGGUCCAUACAUCUCCAACCAUAGGAAGCAAUGUUGAAGAAAUAGUAGUAAAAAAUACCCAUUUCCUUAUGUGGGAUAUUGGAGGACAGGAAUCAUUGCGGUCAUCGUGGAAUACCUAUUAUUCAAAUACAGAGUUCAUCAUUCUUGUUGUUGACAGCAUUGACAGAGAACGACUUUCUAUUACAAAAGAAGAACUUUACAGAAUGUUGGCUCACGAGGAUUUACGGAAGGCUGCAGUUCUCAUCUUUGCAAAUAAGCAGGACAUGAAAGGUUGUAUGACAGCUGCUGAAAUAUCUAAAUACCUCACCCUUAGUUCUAUAAAGGAUCACCCAUGGCACAUUCAAUCCUGCUGUGCUUUGACAGGAGAAGGAUUAUGCCAAGGUCUGGAAUGGAUGACUUCCCAUAUUGGAGUGAGAUAACUUAUUGCAAAAAAGACUGCAUCUAUUUAUUCUGUGAACAUGAACAUUUUCCUGGUAUUUUCGUUGCUAAGGCAGUGACUAUGUUUAAAUUAUAACAACUGAAACCUCUGAGCAGCACUUGAAUCAAGCGCAGCUGAACUGAAACACAAAGUAUUUUAACAUUUUUUUUAAUGCACUACUCUUCCACAGGAUGAACAAGUGAAUUUGUUUCAGUAUCAAAGUUCUCCUGACUUCUAUUUUUUUUUAAUGGUUGCCUUGUAAAAUAUCUUUCAUCAUGGAAAAUAUUUCACACUUACAUUUUGUAAUGAUGCAAACUGUUUCUGUAAUUUACUACCAUAGAUAAAUUUCUUCAUUUCUGUAUUUACACUGGAAGAGAGUGAGUAGACUGACCUUUACCCUAGCAUAAGUUUAAUUAUAUAAAAAAUUGAGCUAUCUGUGUUCAGAUAGAUGGCUCUCUCAAAGAAUGGUUAAAAGUCAGCAUUGAAACAGUUAUAUGCUUUUUUUUAUUUGUGUAAUGGAAUUUGUGCCUUAAAAGAAAACAUACUCUAUUUUAUUCCCAUAUGCUGGGUAAGUAGUUUUGUGUUCUAUUUUACCUGAAAACACAACUUGACAUGGUGGAUAAAUUUAAAUACAUUUACAUUUUAAAUACAUGUUUUCUUUUUUUUAAAUGAACCAGUUUAAAAACUUGAAAUUAAGUGCUAAACUUGGUAUAUUCUAUUAAAAUCUCUUAAUUAAAGAAGUUCUGUAUCCUAUAUGCAGUGCACUUAAACAUUUUUAUUUAACUUAGAAACAAUUUUAAAAUGUUCUUCUGUAUAUUUGUAACGUAAUUUCAAAAUAUAGUUCAACACAAAUCUAGAGCAAAAAAAAAUCCAUCAAAUAAAUAUUUUAUUCAUAAUCUCACAAUGUGCAAAUGAAGAAUCUGAAUAAAUAGUAAAGCUAUAUUAUUCUUUAAACAAAUAUGUAUAUAGAAUAUCCUCCUGAUUUAGCAAAAAUAUUUGAUUACAUGUGUUUUUAUACCAACCAAUAAGAAUGAACCUUUCUUUAGGGGAGAAAAUUAAAAGCACAAAUACAAAACAGUUUAAAUUACUGCUCCCUGAUUACAAAAAGGAACUUAAAACAACAUUGAUUAAAAUCCGUGCACCCUACUGCUUUAUAAACUCUGACUGUGGUAAAACUACAGUGAAUAUACUGAACGUGAAAUGUUCUGAGAUGUUGCACUAUACUUUAACAAUGCAGAUUUUUAGUGAAAUAUUGUAGACAUUAUUUCCCACAAGAGCACUUACCAAAUCUGAUCUAGUUCUCGUUCAGCUGCAUGUGUUAGAAGACAAUUGUUCUACAUGGAAGCAUAGCAUACCAGAAUGAAACAUAGCUUGCUAAGAAAAUAUUUGUAUAGAAAACAUCAGUGAGCAGUUCUUCACACCACAACCUCUCCCUCCAAAAUAAGUUGAAUAUGACCUAUUUCAGGGUAUGUCUACACAGCAACGUUAUUUUGGAAUAACGGCCAUUAUUCCAAAAUAACUAUGCGAGUGUCUACACAGCAAUUCCGUUAUUGCAAAA